Messenger RNA from Echinops telfairi (small Madagascar hedgehog), 1739 nucleotides. RefSeq names its product PNMA family member 8A (gene PNMA8A). NCBI's taxonomy places the organism in Eukaryota, Metazoa, Chordata, Mammalia, Afrosoricida, Tenrecidae. The record is from RefSeq and is a predicted model, not a curated record. The transcript has a single exon. The coding region runs from base 49 to 1599 and encodes 516 amino acids.
CUGCCCUGUCCUUUGCAGGACCGCUCGCGCCAUCAGGUGCCCGUGAACAUGGCGGCGGUGAUGACGCUUCUGGAAGACUGGUGCCGGGGCAUGGAUCUGGAUAUCCACAGGGCCCUGCUGGUCACGGGCAUCCCGCAGGACUGUGGCCAGGUGGAGAUUGAGGAGACCCUGCGCGUGUUCUUCACCCCGCUGGGCCCUUACCAGGUGGUCAACAAGAUCUUUGUGCGGGAGGACAACGCCAAGGCCGUCCUGAUCGAGAUGGGGGAGGGCGUGAACCUGAGCACCCUCCCCCGCGAGGUCCCCGGCCGCGGGGGCACCUGGCGCGUGGUCUGCAGAGACCCCACCCAGGACGCCGAGUUCCUGAAGAACCUGCACGACUUCCUGGAGAGCGAGGGGCGCACCGUGGAGGACGUCGUGCGCCUGCUGGAGCUCAGCAGCGGGCCCCCGCGCGCCGCCGCCGCCGCCCGGAACCUGCCCCAGGAGAACUGGGCCGAAGCGCUGGGGGUGCUCCUGGGCACGGUGGUGCAGGUGGUCUUCCACAUGGACGCCGAGAUCCGCCACCGGGAGGAAGCCCGGGCGCUGGAGAUGGCCGAGGCCGAGGCCGAGAUGGCAGCCUGGGCCGCCGAAGCGGGACGGAGGGUCAAGAAGGAAUCGGGGUCCGCGCCCGGGGCGGCCUGUGCCCUGAAGGCGGAGAACCCCAGCGGCUGGUACAACGGGGCCCCACAGGGGCCCCGGCCCGUGGCACCCAAGGCGAGGGCGAAGAACUCCCCCAGGAAGAAGAAGCAGAGCAAAGCCCCCAAGCAGGAGCCCAUGUUCUGGAAAAAGCCCAAGGGCGGCCUGGCCAACGGCGCAGCCUGUGCGCAAGAGGCCGAAGCGCCGGAGGCCGAGGGAAUGGAGACCUCAGAAUGCACCCGGGCCAGCAAGAAGGCCCCCGUGAAGCAGGAGGAGGCCACCCCGAAGAAGCCAGGGGCCAAGUGUGCGCGAAAGGUCCGCCGAGACCCACCCCAGGGUGCCCCGGCCGAAGCCGAGAGCCUGGGUGGCGUCUCAGAACCAGACCAAGACGGCAGCCAGGAGGUCCCACCGAAGAAGAAGGCCAUGGGAUGUGGCGCAGCCAAGAAGGUGGCCCCCAUGAAGAAGAAGAAGAAGGUGAGCCUGGGCCCCGUCUCCUACGUCCUCGUGGAUCCCGAAGAGGCCAAGAAGCCGCCGAUGAGCCCGGAGAAAGGUCUAGGCGCCAGGAAGGAUGUCGCCGUGCAGAAGGGCCCCAACGACCCAGAGCCCGACCCAGAGCCCGCACCGGCGCCCACCUCGGGGUCACAGGACCCCGAGGCCGAGGGCUCUCCCCAAACCUCCAAUGGCCAGAGUGAUCGCAAAAAUCAUUUAGAGUGUGUGGCCAAGUGGAUGAUGUGGGAAGAGCAGGAGUGGGAGGUGGAGGAAGAACCCCCCAAGGGGGAAGAGGCAGUGGGUCCUUUGGAGGAGGGAGGCCACAGUGCACCGGAGGGGGAGGAAGAGGAGGAGGAGGAGGUGGUGGCUGAAGCUGCUGAUGCCACAGGCAAGGUUCCGGAAGCUGAGAACCCCUUUCUUCCUCCUGGGAACCCCUGAAGGCCACCGUGGUGGUGGUGGUGGGGUCCUGGGGUGGGGAGGCGCAGGAGGUGGCCCCAGCAAACCCACCCACCGAUCCUUUAUUGUCCAGUGUCGCUGUGAUGGCCUCGAGCCACUUUAUCUGACCCAUCUCCCUUGGG